Molecule: messenger RNA, 474 nt
Organism: Lolium rigidum
Lineage: Eukaryota; Viridiplantae; Streptophyta; Magnoliopsida; Poales; Poaceae
Product: non-specific lipid transfer protein GPI-anchored 5-like
Exons: 2
Coding region: 1-474 (157 amino acids)
Source: RefSeq, a predicted model, not a curated record
AUGGGAGCGGGUUACGACGUCGCUGCGCUUGGCCUUGGCCUGGCCGUGGCGGCAGCGCUGCUGGCGUGCCAGUGCGCGGCGCAGGGGCAGGCUCCGGCGCCGGCGCCGGACCCGGCAGGCAGCGGGGGCUCGGGCUGCAUGCCGGAGCUCGUGAGCCUGUCGCCGUGCAUGGGCUACAUGUCGGGCAACGCAACGGCGCCCGGCGCGACGUGCUGCACGGCGGUGUCCGGCGUGCUGGGGUCGAGCCCGCGGUGCCUCUGCAUGGUGCUCGGCGGCACAGCGGCCACGCUCGGCGUCGCCAUGGACAGCGCUCGCGCGCUGCAGCUCCCCGCGGCGUGCCGGGUCCAGCCCCCGCCCGCCAGCCAGUGCGACUGUAACCAUGGGAGUUCCGGCGGCGUUCUCCUAUCCAAGCAUUGCUCCGGCAGGUACGUGCAAAACGUCUACCGCCUGACAAUAUCAGAGCCACGGCACUGA